GAGUGUAUGUGCACGCUUGGGAGGUGCGAAUGGAUGCGUUUAUAUAUAGGUAAGGAUGGUCAAUGUGGGGUGUCUUCGCGUUCGCAACCUUGGAUUUGGACACGUUAACAAAAUUACGUCAUAAAAUGUAAAUUUAAACAAAAAAAGUAAAAAAAAUUGGUGAUUUUGUUUUUGUGGUGGUGACAAGUUACCUGGAUACCGAAUGUCAACAAUGGCGAGAGUGCUUGCAUUGCUGGCCCUCUUGGCGCACCUAUUAGUAUUAACACGCCAAGAAGAGACUGUUGUCGUGGAAGAGGAAGUGAACGAACACGAUACUAAUCAAGGAAAUCCUAGUUAUUCCUUCAGCUACGGAGUCUCCGAUACGAGCACGGGUGACGUCAAAUCGGUAUGGGAGUCCAAAGAAGGUGACACUGUUAAAGGUCAUUACAGUGUUGUUGAACCGGAUGGUUCUGUGAGAUCCGUCGAGUACUCAGCCGGUCCUGAUACCGGAUUCACAGCCGUAGUAAAAAAUGAUGGGGAGUCGGUUGAGAAAAAGGGUCGUAGUUUGUUUGAAGAAAAAUCUCAAAGAGAUUUUGGGAAGUUUUACGACUUUUCUGAAGAUUCAGAAGAUGAAAGAGAUUCUUACCUACCAACUGAUAGGAAAAGAGCAAAACACCCAUUCGAAUCAUUGUUUAAAGAUUAUUCCCUAAAGAAACGGCCAAAGUAUCCAAAAGAUUUAGAAGCAAGUGACUUCACUCAUAGCAUUACAAUAAAACAUCCACUUGAUGAAGCGGGAAACGAGCCACAUAGUCACCAAGGCAUUAAUUAUGAUCCAAAUUGCAAAAAUAAACAUAAUAAAGAAACUAGUAAUUUGUAUGGUAAUUUAGUAGAGUUUGAUAUAAGCAAAAGGUAUCCAGUUAAUAAACUUUUCCAACCAACAUCGUACGAUGACGACUCGCAGAAUUCUCCAUCCAACUUUGAAGCAGAGAAACUUACCAGCCCAUUUGGAUUUAAUGGAUACAAGUUCCCUACGUUGUCAGAAGCAGACUUGAGGUUGUUAGCAAAUAAAUACAAGGGUCGUCCAAGUUAUGAAAAUGAGCACUAUCCUAUACCUGAAUUAUCGAUACCUGAAAAGUAUUAUCCGGAUGAUAUUCCUCCGCGACCGAAGAAGAAAAAUAGGCCACCGAAAAUCCCAGAGUAUGGCUAUCCUAGCGAUGACAUAAACGAUUACAUACUUGUACCGAAAAAGAAGUUUAAGAACCCCCCGAGGAUCCCUGAUGACUACAGACACGAAGAGGAUGAUUACGAGCGUCCGCAAUACUCUAACGACGAUGAUGAUGAUGACGACCGACACCGCCAGCCGAACAAGGGCGAGAAAAAAAUCGUCCGUAAAAUAAUUAAAAAGAGAAAGCCGGUCAUUAACUUACUAGAUAUUCUUGAUAUUUAAUUUUAUAUUAGUAAUUACAAACUAGGUAGUAAAAGUACUUGAGAUAAAUUCUAAGAUAACAGAUAUCAUACAGACUGAAAUGCAAUUAAAGUGACGAAGGAUUUUUUUAGUUCUCUGUUUGCUAGCUGUGACUUUAGAUUAGA
This is a messenger RNA of Cydia amplana, 1569 nucleotides long. RefSeq lists its product as uncharacterized. The record is from RefSeq and is a predicted model, not a curated record. NCBI's taxonomy places the organism in Eukaryota, Metazoa, Arthropoda, Insecta, Lepidoptera, Tortricidae. The coding region runs from base 203 to 1426 and encodes 407 amino acids. Gene Ontology annotation, cellular component: extracellular matrix. The transcript has 4 exons.